UGUUGCUCGGCAACAACGACAUCAAUAUUUUGCGUGGGCUCAAGAUAUAGUCAAGUUGUAGACUACAAGGUUGUGUAUCCCUUGCAGCAAGAGUCGGAGAAGAAAUUAUCAACCAAAAUGACUACAGUUCUCCCACAGAAAGCUGAAGGGACUUACACCUUCGCCAGUCAACCGAGAGCAGUACAACAGAGGAAGAAAUAUAGAGACCCUUUGCUCGGUCAACAGAACGAACAAUCAGCACAAUAUGGCAACAUUAUGUAUGACAGAAGGAUUGUCCGUGGAAACACAUACGCCCAGCAUACACUACCUGCUAGUGCACAGCCUGACCCAAUUGAGAUUCAAAGGCAGCAGGAAAACAAACGGCGGUUGAUAGCCAGGAAAAGAGCGAAAGAUCAACUUCGCCCACGAUCUCCAGAGGCAGUGGAGGGUCGGAAACACAUGGAUGUCCAAACAGAGUUAUAUCUGGAAGAGUUGAGUGAUCGUGUUGAGGAGGCAGACGUGGAGUGCCAGACAGAUGCCUUCCUAGACAGACCUCCAUCUCCUCUCUUCAUACCAGCCAAGACAGGUGUCGAUAUAGCAACACAGAUUCUGGAUGGAGAUCUGUUUGACUUUGAUGUGGAGGCAAGGCCUAUCCUGGAGGUACUAGUGGGGAAGACGGUGGAACAAGCACUGCUGGAGGUCAUGGAAGAGGAGGAACUUGCCAACUUACGCAUGCAGCAGCGGGCAUUCGAGGAACUUCGCAAUGCAGAGCUGGUGGAACAACAGCGUCUGGAAGAACAGGAAAGGAGACACAGAGAGGAGAAGGAAAGGCGCAUGAAGCAGCAGAGAGAAGUAUUACGGAAGGAGAAGGAGACUGCAGAGAAGAUUGCUGCACGUGUGUUUGCACAGAGCUACCUUGCAGACCUUGUACCGUCAGUGUUUGGAACACUCUCAGACAAUGGAUACUUCUAUGAUCCUGUAGAGAGAGAUGUGGAGCAAGGAUUCAUGCCAUGGCUGAUGGAGAGAGUGUCUGAGCAACUAGAGAAGUGUGAGCUGGGCAGGCUGGUGCUGGAUGGCAUGCUGAGAGAGGUGGUGCUGAAACGCAUGGAUCUGUACAGUCGUCUGGACACAGCCAUCCACUCCCAGCAGGCCACAGAGGCCCUGAAUGCUGCUUCAGAUGAAACCGGUGGGACUGACCAGACAGCUGCCCCGGCCACAACCACGGAGGGUGAUGCUAUAGACCGUCCUUCAGAGCCUGCCCCAGAAUCCAGCCAGGGGCCCCCGUCUCAGGAUGAGGACACUAAGGAAGGGGGUGAGGAGGGGGGAGAACAAGAUGAGGAUCAGACCACAGAAGACUGAAAACACCCACAACAUACUCAAUACUAAUCAUGUCUAAUUGCAUUUGAGCAUUAUGCAAAUCUCGUUAUUUUGGUAGUUUACAAACAUGCCAUCCAUUGACAUAUUUAUUAUUUGUUAUAAAUGUCACUGUAAAUCAUUGUGAAUGCCUGUGUGAAUAUACAAGUUUGGAGGAAGAAAACAAGAAAUGAUUGAAGAUUCAAAUAGUAAGUUCACUGGAACUAGUGAACAUUUGAGUUCUGAAGAUUUUAAAAUAGUGUAAAAGUUAACAGGAUACUAUGAUAUGUUUUGUAUUUAUGAAAUUUGUUAUAUAAGUGUCAUAUAUUUACAAUGUGUGAGUUUGUAUUUUGUAAUGACAGCACACAGCAUGAUCAUACAUGGGCAUGUCGUAUGUCUGCCUCAUUCUAUACAGGGCAUGCAUGUAUGCUAUUGUACAGUUAUACAGUGUCUGUCAUUGGCCACAUAGUGCAUGUAAAUAGCAGUGUGUUCUCUGCCAGGUUAACUUAUCUUGCAUUCCACUCCACAUGUGUCUGGUUGGAUGUGGAAGAUGAUGUACAGAACUAUAGCUGUGGUAUACACUGGACACUAUGUACAUAAAACCCCUCAAACUUAUUUUCAUCUCUGAUUCUGAUUAAUACUAUAUUUUUAUCAAUAAACUUCCAUCUUUUGUUGAA
Haliotis rubra (blacklip abalone) is the source of this 2009-nucleotide messenger RNA. Its product is annotated as radial spoke head protein 3 homolog B-like. Gene Ontology annotation, cellular component: cilium. NCBI's taxonomy places the organism in Eukaryota, Metazoa, Mollusca, Gastropoda, Lepetellida, Haliotidae. The record is from RefSeq and is a predicted model, not a curated record.